AUGCGUAGCGUAUUAUUUUCGUUGCAGAAGCUGCGCUUUUAUCAUGACGUCGCAGCCGUACCAUCUCUCCGCACUGCCGUACAAAGACCGUUCGCAGGCUUCUUGGGAUAUCAUGACCUCUUCCAACCUACACGGAGCGUUCAGGUACAACGGGUUCUUUCUCUUUGCUUAAAUAGGCGUGCCUACAAUCCCGCUCGUCACAUAGACUGGGUAGGCAUAAAGCGUCGGUGGCGAGCCAAACAAUUGUUAAUGAAGAAGCGCAAGCUAAAAAACCACCCACGUGUAGCUUUAAGGUUUAGACUGACUCGUUUCGGCUGGGAGCGGCUGCAACAGGGCCGAAGGGGCAAGAAAUUACACCUAUCUGUGCAACAACGUCGCAACAAGAAGCGCAUUAGGUUUGUGUCAAGACACGACCUAGUAAAGCUGGCGAGGCAGAUGCCGGGUCACAGGCUUCGUAUACGUGACCCGCCCUUGAUCAAUAGCCCCAACAUUCAGCACUUCCGCCGUAGCACAAACAAAUAUUUCGCAUAA
This is a messenger RNA of Babesia bigemina, 531 nucleotides long. RefSeq lists its product as hypothetical. The transcript has a single exon. Bases 1 to 531 code for a protein of 176 amino acids. The record is from RefSeq and is a predicted model, not a curated record. Lineage: Eukaryota; Apicomplexa; Aconoidasida; Piroplasmida; Babesiidae.